AUGAUACUCAUACUUUGGAUAGUUCUUAAUUCAAAAUAAUGUGUUUUUGAUAAUCUAAAGGAAAGUUACUUUAAAGUAUUAUAAUAUUUUAAGUAUGCCAGAGAGAAAGACCCUGAAAAUUUAAAUUAUUAUCAUAACAAAGGCAUAUAUUAAAAUUCAUCUCUUAAGCGGCAACUUUAAUCUUUAGGCCAUUUUUUGAGAGAUAUUUCUAUUGAAUAGAUUAGAAGAGCCUCUACAAUAUUUUGA
Molecule: messenger RNA, 246 nt
Organism: Paramecium octaurelia
Lineage: Eukaryota; Ciliophora; Oligohymenophorea; Peniculida; Parameciidae
Source: the annotation of a GenBank genome assembly